CGAGCCGAGAGGAGAGGAGACGGAGAUUGCAACGAAGCCAGGAGAGAGCGGUUCGAGGAUGCCGGAACUCCCGGAGGUGGAGGCGGCGCGGCGGGCGAUCGAGGAGCACUGCACCGGGAAAAAGAUCGCCGCCUGUUCAGUCGCAGACGACCUCAAGGUCAUCGAGGGCGUCUCCCGCUCCGACCUCGAGGCGGCCCUCUUCGGCAAGACCAUCCUCGCCACCCUCCGCAAGGGCAAGAAUCUCUGGCUCCGCCUUGAUUCUCCGCCCUUCCCCACCUUCCAGUUCGGAAUGGCGGGUGCCGUUUACAUCAAGGGCGUCGCAGUAACGAAGUACAAGAGGUCUGCGGUGAGCGAUACCGAUGAAUGGCCUUCAAAGCACUCGAAGGUCUUCAUUGAACUAGAUGAUGGGCUGGAGUUUUCUUUUACUGAUAAGAGACAUUUUGCCCGAGUUCGGUUGCUUGAAGAUCCAGAAUCUGUACCUCCAAUUUCUGAGCUAGGGCCAGAUGCUCUGUUAGAGCUUAUGCCAGUUGGUGACUUUGUGGAGUCACUUAGCAAAAAGAAGACUGCAAUAAAGGCUCUUUUACUGGAUCAGAGCUAUAUUUCAGGUAUUGGUAACUGGAUCGCUGAUGAGGUGCUUUACCAGGCAAAGAUUCAUCCUCUUCAAAUUGCUUCAAGCUUGUCAAAAGAGUGCUGCGAGUCACUGCACAGAUGCAUCAGAGAGGUUAUUGAAUAUGCUGUUGAAGUUGAUGCUGACUCCAAUCCUCAUUGUAGUCAGUACCCUCAAGAUUGGAUUUUUUAUUGUCGUGAAAAGAAACCCAGGAAAGCCUUUAUGGAUGGUUUGGUUCCCAACCAUUGGCCAACUAUCAUAAAUGAAUGCAUUUGCUUCAACUUCAAAGAUUGGUUUGAUAAAACAUCAAAAUUUAUUUCAAAUUAUUAAUUUUUAUGCUCGUCUAACUUAUUCUAAUUAGCAGUCAUCCAAAAUUUGAUUCUUGAUUUGGAAGACAUUGUACCUCUUAUUGAAUUCAUGCUCAUUAAAUCAAACUUAAAGGACGUAGGAGCUCCAAUUCUAUAAUUUUACACUAAACUAACUGUUAGUUAUAGAUGAUAUCCAUGACAAUAAAGCAGUCCCUCUUCAGCCUUACUUGGUUGGAUUGUUUUGUUAAGGAUUAGGGAUGGUAUUAUAGUUUCAAAUUCUGAAAAAAAUGGUAAUCAGUUGAUGGUGGAGUACUCUUUUAGCAUCUUACUAAACUUUUUAAAAAUGUUGUAAAGUUUUGUUUGCCUGUUGGCCCAAAAUAACAAUAUCAUGGGUGUUGCUAUAUAUUUUUUUUAAUUAGAAUAUUGUUAUUGAAAUGAACUGAAUGAUGCAAUGUAUCAUGGUACUCAUAAAAAUCACCUCCUACAUCUUUCAAAUGAGAACAACUCUUUCCCAACUCCAUGGAUUUUACAUAUAUCAUUGCUGUAUUAAUGUGAAUAGUGGAAUGAGACUCCAGGAGAUGUACAUACGUGUUGGUUGCUCCAGACCUUCUUCAAGGACAAGAACUUGUGGAUCCAUCUUUGGUUUGUCAUAGAAAUUAACAAGGUCGUACAUGAAUAUGGUGAGAUGGGGAACGAAAAGGCAUGCUUACCAAAAGAAAUUGUUACGAAUAAGGAUUGCCAUAGCAGUUGCAACUUGGCAUAGCUUAGCAUGCAUUUUUUCAACUUUAAUAUUCCUGAUCAACUAAUUUUGAAACAACUGGACAGUCAUCAUUUAGUAUAUGCAUGGUGGAGAUGCAGAUGUCACAAAACAAUGAAAGGCCCUAUUUUUGGGUAAUAGGAGCAUGAAGGGUUUCUCAUAACAAAAGGAAGUUCUAAAAUUUGCUAAUGCCAGAGCAAUACUGUAAGAUACGGAAGUGAUUACUAAUAACAGAUAUGAUCUUCUGGAAACAGUUCUUCAUAGCAUGUUUGCUUGAGGUCCAGUAUAUGAUGGGAUUGCUUUAGACACUAAAAUCAUUUAUUUCAGCUAUAAUUUUCCAAUGCAGCAAAAUGAAAAGCAACAUCUUUUAAGCUCUCACAAUUGUUGCAUUUACAAUCCAGUGAUAGCAGAAUGGCUAUCCUCAAGUUUCAUAGAAAUCACUAAAGGAAAUGAUCAAAUGAAUAUGUUUUGAGUCACUCUGUGCUGUCUAAAAGUAGUAAUGUCUGGAGCUUCAAGAUUGUGUGUUUAGAUUAUAAAGGAAAAUUAUAUUCUUGGUGGACCAACACUAUGGCAUGGCCACUGGUAAGUCAUGCCUGCCGAUGAAAAUCAGUUGACACCUUUAGCAUUCGGUAAAACAGGCUGCAGCUGAAGUUACUUCCUUUAUCUGCAUUCAGAUCUAUUUCCCCUUAUAAUUCACCAUUUCAUUGUUUUUAGUUGAAUAUUGCAUACUUUAUCAGAAGGUGGUGCUUUAAUAUUUCAUUUGGAAACCAAGGAAUAAGAAACUUAUUCCCAGAUGUGAUGAUACUCAUAAAUGCCUCAACACAAUUAUAUUUAUUAUUAGCACCUUUGCGUUCUUCAAGCUCUAAACAGCAAGCAGUGUCGGUUGCCAAAAUCUUGGCAAUAUAAUACUUCCAGGCAAAAUGACUGUGUGUGUGUGGUUUGAAUAGGAACAAAUAGAACAUGUAUAAUGAUAGAUAAUCCAUGACAUCUAAGAUAGAUGUGCUGCAUGAGUUGGAAAGUGACAUUCUUUAUUGCCUGAUCACUGGCCACAAAUCAUUUGGAAAAUAAUAUUUCCUGACCUAUUGUUAUGUACAUGUAUGAAUGUGUGCAAAUAUGGAAGUAUGCAAAACUACAUAUCAAAACUUAUUAUUAAGGACAAUUGCGGUCUUCUUUUU
Messenger RNA from Musa acuminata subsp. malaccensis (wild Malaysian banana), 2847 nucleotides. The record is from RefSeq and is a predicted model, not a curated record. NCBI's taxonomy places the organism in Eukaryota, Viridiplantae, Streptophyta, Magnoliopsida, Zingiberales, Musaceae.